Messenger RNA from Rhinichthys klamathensis goyatoka, 379 nucleotides. RefSeq names its product ribosomal protein L29 (gene rpl29). Gene Ontology annotation, biological process: cytoplasmic translation. The transcript has 4 exons. The record is from RefSeq and is a predicted model, not a curated record. Bases 117 to 317 code for a protein of 66 amino acids. Gene Ontology annotation, cellular component: cytosolic large ribosomal subunit; ribosome. Gene Ontology annotation, molecular function: structural constituent of ribosome. Lineage: Eukaryota; Metazoa; Chordata; Actinopteri; Cypriniformes; Leuciscidae.
AUGUGUUUUCGGAACUUCACAUCCGGUGACGGGGACUCUUAUCUCCCACAAUGCCUUGCUGUCUCUCUCUCUUCCGGUUGUCGUGCGCUUCGUGUAGCAGCAGACACUGAUCAGAAAUGGCCAAGUCGAAGAAUCACACCACACACAACCAGUCUCGUAAGUGGCACAGGAACGGCAUCAAGAAGCCUCGCUCUCAGCGCUACGAGUCUCUGAAAGGGGUGGAUCAGAAGUUCCUGAGGAACAUGCGCUUUGCCAAGAAACACAACAAGAAGGGGAUGAAGACUAUCGCAAGGAAGGCGGCGGCGGCGGCGAAAUAGUCGGAGUGCAGAUGUUCUCAAGAAGACUUUAUACCAGACACAAUAAAGCCAUGCUUUGAGAA